AUGUCCGUCGUGUCUCGUGCCAGCCGUAUCCGGAACCCCGCAUUGUUCGUCUGCGACAUCCAGGACAAAUUCCGCAAUGCAAUCUACGAAUUCCCCAAGAUCGUCUCAACGACCGACAAACUCGUCCGCGCCGCAAAAAUCCUCUCAAUCCCAACCUACAUUUCAACCCAAUCCCGCUCCAAACUCGGCCCAACAGUCCCCGAACUGGCCACCAAUCUAACCGGCCCGCACAUCCGCGCCGACGUCGACAAAACCCUGUUCUCCAUGAUAACCCCCGAAAUCGAAAAGCAGUUACCCGUGAAAGCGCAAGACCCGCUCGACGUGAUCCUCGUCGGCAUCGAGACGCACAUUUGCAUUACACAGACGACGCUGGAUCUGCUGGAGCGCGGACAUAGGGUUUACCUCAUUGUGGAUGGGGUUAGUAGUAUCAAUGCGGAGGAGAGGGGGAUUGCGUUGGCGAGGUUGCGGGAUGCGGGAGCUACCGUGACGAGUAGUGAGAGUGUGUUGUUUGAGAUUUUGGGAGAUGCGGGACAUGAGGCGUUCAAGGAGAUUAGUGGGUUGGUGAAGGAGACGAAGGAGGAGACUAAGGGGGCUUUAGGGGCCUUGGGGGUGUUUUCGAAGAUUUAG
Penicillium brasilianum is the source of this 627-nucleotide messenger RNA. The record is from the annotation of a GenBank genome assembly. Lineage: Eukaryota; Fungi; Ascomycota; Eurotiomycetes; Eurotiales; Aspergillaceae.